Messenger RNA from Scaptodrosophila lebanonensis, 2738 nucleotides. Its product is annotated as fasciclin-2. The record is from RefSeq and is a predicted model, not a curated record. NCBI's taxonomy places the organism in Eukaryota, Metazoa, Arthropoda, Insecta, Diptera, Drosophilidae. The transcript is spliced from 7 exons. Gene Ontology annotation, molecular function: protein binding. The coding region runs from base 744 to 2117 and encodes 457 amino acids. Gene Ontology annotation, cellular component: neuron projection.
UGGACCAGAAUGGCGGGCCAAUAAAAGCGCCCGGCAACCACUGAUAACAACGUAGCGACGUCCUUUUUGAUAAUUACACAAGUGCAAGUGCCGAGCAAGGAUACGCGCGCGCCUUUUCAAAGUGUGCCAGUGUAGAGGAUGCGACAACUAUCAACAUAAACGUUUCACGGAGCCCAUUUUGUUGGCCAACUAUGCGAAUUUCAUGUUUCAAGGAUAUGUUGCCGGAAAUGUUAUCGUUCGAGUGGAUGCCAAUGUGGCCCUGUGUUAGUGUCUAAAAAAGCUAGAAACUUGCGUAAAAAGCAAAAGCAAAGAAAAAACAAGAUUAUGAUGAUGUUGUCGUUGUCGUUGCCCGAGGCGAUGAUGUCAUGGCAUUGUGCAGGCAGCAGCGAAAGUUUUGUUGUUGCUGUUGCUGUUGCUGGCAGCCGUCUUUUGGCCACAAACGGCACAUGAGCAAUCAUUUUGCGAACUGUCGGGCCGCAGUCAAGUGUCAUUAUCCUAGCGUGCGGCAUUGAAAGCAGUUUAAGUGAAAUAUACGCAUAAAGACAAACCAAACAUACAUGUGUACUCAAAUAUAUGCUCGAGUCGAGGAAGCAUAAUUAACAGAAGAGCCAACCCAAGCGCAAGUUUAAUUAACCAUUAAGGAUUACGUCGCCUUCGGCAUAGCAACCUAAGCGGCCCGCCCCAGCGGCUAUUGGAGAGGCAUAUACGAGUAGGGAACAAGGAACAGACAUCAGCAUUGAAAAAUGGAUUUAUUAAUUGUGUUAUGCUGCCUGCUGCUCGCCCAAAAUGCAGUUGCAGUGCUCGGACAGCUGGGCAAUGCUUACUACAACAGCAACAACAACAACAACAAUGGCAAUGACAAUGGCAAUGCCCCACCACUCACGCUGACACCAUCGUUGCCAUUAAUAUCGCAUUUUAUAAAUGACUCCUUCAUCAUCUUCUGCAAAACAGUACAAAAGGAUAUGGACACCAAGUGGCGUGAUCCCAAUGGCCAGACGCGCGAGAACACCAAGGGCCGUGUCCACAUUGAAAAGAAGACGGGAUUUCUAGCGCUGGUCUUUGAGCAUAUUUCACUCGCCGACAAGGGCAACUGGACCUGUGAAGCGGAUGCAGCGACGCAGGAUGCUAAAAAAUCCUUUGAACUGCUUGUUAAUCAGAAAAUCUCAUUUGACAAAACGGAACAAGUGCAAUCGGUGCGCGAAGGACACGAUGCCAUGGUCAAUUGCUUUGUAACGGGCGAGCCAAAGCCGGAAGUCUUCUGGCUGCAUAAUGGCGAAAAUAUAAACACUGUAAACUCGUCGAAACACAGACGUCUGUCGGACGGACUCUUCAUCAAGAAUGUUAGCCAAACGGAUGCCGGCGAGUAUACAUGUCGUGCGAUGCGUAUUACACCAACUUUUUCGGAUUCCGAUCAAAUAACAAUAUUGCUAAGGAUACAACAUAAGCCGCACUGGUUCUACAAUGAAACACUACCCGUACAGUACGCCUAUAUAGGCGGGGCCGUCAAUCUCAGCUGCGAUGCCAUGGGCGAGCCGCCGCCAUCUUUCACUUGGCAGCACAACGGCAAAGGGAUAGUGGGCUUCAAUCAUCGUGUGUUCUUCGCCGACUACGGCGCCACCCUUCAGCUCCACAUACGCAACGAAUCGCAGUUCGGGGACUACAAAUGUAAGGUGGGCAAUCCCUUGGGCACGCUCGAGCGCAUCAUUAAGUUGCGUGCGGGCGCCAAGCCAACGAGGCCAACCCGUUUCCAGAUAAAGCGCCUCUACACCGACGCCUUCGAGCUGGACAUUCGCGCCCCACGCAUGCCAAAUGCCACGGACGAGAUGCAAAUCUACGGCUAUCGAGUGGCGUACAUGAGCGAAAGCGAUUUCAAGUACAGUGCAGGCAACUGGAGCUACGCAAAGCAGCGAGACUUCUCCUUCCAUCGAGGCCAUCGAUUUAUAAUCUCCCAUCUGGAGGCAAAUACGACGUAUCUGAUGCGGGUGGCCUCAAGGAAUCUGGCCGGACUAAGCGAUUGGAGUGGUGUGAACAUUUUUGCAACUGCUGCAGGCUCCACCCGCGCACUGAUGAGCCUCUGGACAUGGCUUCUGCUGCUUCUGGUUCUCAUUUGGCAUUAGAGGGUUAGGCGGACGACCUUGUGCCCCACUCGAUUUCAUUUACAAAACAAAACAUAGCUCUAUUCAAUUAUUGUUGUUGUUGUUAAUGUAAUUGCUCUUUUUAUUAGGUAUACUAUAUGUUGCCCUGGGUUUGUGUAUCUUCUGUGAUAGCGAAUGAUUUGUGCAAUUCACUUAAAAAUAGAUUUAUUAAAUGCAUAUGCUUUUUGACAUUUACAGCCAGGCUUUGCAUUUCCCCUUCUCAUCCCGAGCCCAUUCCAGAUGUUUUUUUCUCACUUUUUCGAAAUGUUUUUAUACCCGUUGUCAUAAUACAAGUACAUACAUACAUACUACAUAUGCAUUGUCGACUCUUACAUUAAGUAAACGAAUAGUUAAAUGUAAAAACCUACAAACGAAGCAAAACAAACUCCACAUCAAUGUCGUUCGUGCAUAUUAAAGAACUAAAUAAAAAUAAAUAUACAAAUAAUAAAUAAAUGUAAUUUAAACAACAAACAGCAACUCACUUUGAUGAAUUUUACAAAAGUCCAAAUUAUUGAUACAAAAACAAACAUAAUUGAAAACAAACAAACAAACAAACAAGUAUUUAAAAUGGAUAAAAAAAAGACAAAGGCAUCGCGAAAUAAA